CACCUUGACCGUACGAAACUGACAGCGUUCUUUACGCUCAACCAGAUAGACAACAACGCCCGGCAGUAUCUGUACCAUGAGAUACCUACACAUUACACGUGGAAGACGAACCGUGUGUGGUCUGCCCGACAACGGAACUUGGCCAAUCCAACACUGUCGCGAAUGUGUAUUGUCACCCCGAUGGACCGUGAACGAUUUUACAUGCGUCUGUUGUUGUUACACCAAAGAGGACCCCAAUCCUUUCAAGACUUGAGGACGGUCGAUGGCCGUCUAUACAACUCUUACGCUGACGCAGCUGUAGCGUUAGGGCUGUUGGAAGGCGAUCACGCCUGGCGAGCCUGCAUGAAUGAAUUUUCAGGCUUAGACACAGCGAGUCAGCAGCGGUACCUGUUUGCAACUAUCCUUCUUAAUUGUGAACCCGCCAACCCGCUUGCAUUAUAUGAAGCUAUCGAGGUUCAUUUAAUGCAAGACUUCGUACAUCGCUUCAAUGAUCCCGACCGUGCAAGGGCGGCUUCACUUGACGACAUUAACGAAUUGUUACGUGUUCGUGGUAAAACGCUGGAAGAUUACGGGUUGCCUUUACCGAGACUUGAAUUAUUAGAACUGCGAUAACAGGACGACCAAAUUGAUCAGGCUGGCGAAGCGCUGCGAGCGGCUGAACAAUUAGAACAGCUCAAUGAUGAACAAAGAAUUGUAUAUGAACGUGUCAUGGAUGCCGUGGACGAUGAGCGACCUGUCGCAAAACUCUUUUACGUCGAUGGUCCUGGAGGCACAGGCAAAACCACUUUAUAUGGUUGUCUUAUAUCCACUCUUCGUGGACAAGGCAGAGCUGUACUAUCGGUGGCUUACACUGGUAUUGCUGAUGGAAGGUGGAAUGACGGUGCAUUCGACGUUUGGACUGCCCAUGGGUGUUUUGACAAACGAUUCUACGUCCACCAUUACCAUGCAGUCGACGCGGGCUCAAAGAAUACGGGAAGCUGCGCUCAUUGUCUGGGACGAGGCCCCCAUGUCCCCUGGAAUGCAACUUACGGUGGUUGAUCGCUUACUCAGAGACGUCAUGGACUCGCAGUUGCCAUUCGGCGGGAAACCAUUCUUAUUUGCCGGCGACUUCAGACAAAUAUUACCUGUCGUCCGCAGAGGCACGCGGAGUGAUGUUGUGAAGUCUACAAUCAAGCAUAAUGCGUUGUGGCCGUUUAUGCAACAGUUUCGCUUGACGCGUAACAUGCGUGCGGGGGGAGACACUGCGUUUGCCGACUGGUUAGUACAGUUAGGCAACGGAGAUCUCCCUUCCGUUGGCGAAAUACCUGACUGUGUUGAAAUUCCUCCUCGGAUGGUAUGUGCCACACCUGUGAUCGACUUCGUCUAUCCACCGCAAAUUUCUUUGGAGAACAUUGAAGAAUGCGCUCGGAGAAUCAUACUGUGUCCGAGGAACGACGACUGCCGACGUAUCAAUCAAACUAUAGUCACGCAACGAGUCGUGGGACAAGCUGGAUUGUACAAUGCUGUGGAUACGGUGGUAGCCGAUGAUCCCGACGAGGUGGCGAAUUAUCCUGUUGAGUUCUUAAACACGCUUGAACCUGAUGGAAUGCCAUCGUACAGACUUACGUUAAAAGUCGGCCCCAUUGUCAUAUUACUUCGCAACUUGGACUCAAAGAGACGACUGUGCAAUGGCACCAGAAUGGUUAUUAUCCAAUUGCGCAGGUACAACUUCAAGGCUAAACUAUUGUCGGGUCGACAAGAGGAAGUAGUCAUUCCUGCCAUACCACUUAUGACCAGUGAGGACGGCGACCUACCGUUUAGACUGCGACGAGGAGUUCAGUUCCCUGUACGAUUGUCAUUUGCGAUGACUAUAAACAAAUCGCAAGGACAAACUUUUGACCGAGUUGGGCUUUUACUAGCGUCUCCAGUUUUCACUCACGGUCAACUAUAUGUUGCCUUUUCAAGGGUUCGUAACUCAGAUUCGGUUAAAGUUCGGCUUAGAGCUGGAACUGAUGUAGCUAUUCAUUUUUAUGUUGAUUGACUAAUAGUUUGCUUUCUAAUGUUACCACUUGAUUUUUCUGCGUUGGAUUCACCAAUUUGAGAAGACUGUUUAGCGGUGAUACGAUACAAGCAAAAUAUUUCGCCCGUUAGAUACGACCACUUUUGUGUCCGUUGAUUUCCAUGCCUGCCGAAAAUGAUAAAAAUGUCAAAUUGGAUGCAAGAUCACUCUAAUGAUGUUACAGACUCAUUUGGAAAAUUAUAAAACUAAUAAUUAAUUUACAUUUUUA
Adelges cooleyi (spruce gall adelgid) is the source of this 2267-nucleotide messenger RNA. RefSeq names its product ATP-dependent DNA helicase pif1-like. Gene Ontology annotation, biological process: DNA repair; telomere maintenance. Gene Ontology annotation, molecular function: DNA helicase activity. NCBI's taxonomy places the organism in Eukaryota, Metazoa, Arthropoda, Insecta, Hemiptera, Adelgidae. The record is from RefSeq and is a predicted model, not a curated record.